Messenger RNA from Caretta caretta (loggerhead turtle), 2053 nucleotides. RefSeq names its product basal cell adhesion molecule. Gene Ontology annotation, cellular component: plasma membrane; cell-cell junction. The record is from RefSeq and is a predicted model, not a curated record. Gene Ontology annotation, molecular function: cell adhesion molecule binding. NCBI's taxonomy places the organism in Eukaryota, Metazoa, Chordata, Testudines, Cheloniidae. Gene Ontology annotation, biological process: cell-cell adhesion.
AAUUGCACCAUCGCAUGUGCAGGGGCUGGGAGUCAGUUGCAGGCGGUGUUUUAUUGACUUUCCGCCCCCGGGAGGGGCCUGGGCCCUGGCGUCUCUGCUCAGCCCCCCCCCGCAGGUGCAUUCAGAGGCAGGGUUCGAGGCAGACGGAACCCCGGCUCCCCCCCCGGCCUUCCUCCUCCUGCCGCAACGCGGAAGCGGGAGGCCAGAGUCUGCCCGGACGGCCCUCGCCAGCUGCCAUGGCCCUGCCAGCCCCCCUGGUCCUGCUCGCCGCCCUCGCCCUGUGCUGGGCCCGCGGGGAGAGACCCACCGUCCGCCUGCUUGACCAAGAGGGCCCGAUACUGGAGGGCAGCUACGUGACCAUGGAGUGUCUGACGGACGAGGACGGCGCUGACAUGAGCCAAUUCACCUUCCAGAAAUACAGUCGGUGGCUCCAGUCCUGGGUCUCCCUGGACCGACCCGACCGGCUGCGCUGCUGGUUCUUCGACGUGAACGUGACGCGGGCGCACGGGCGCCUCCUGCUGGCCAUCGAGGCCCUGCAGUCCUGGCACGCCGGGGCCUACCGCUGCCUGGCCGCCAACGCCACGGGCAACGCCAGCGCCUCUGCCGAGAUCCGCCUGCGCGUGGAGUAUCUGCGGAGCGUCUACGUGACCCGCGCCCACACCUGGUGCGGGACCGUGGGCGACUCCCUGGCCGUGAUGGAGGGCGAGGAUCUGGAGCUGCAGUGCUCGGCGGACGCCUCCCAGCCCCCCGUGUACGAGUGGAGCCGCCAGGGGGACGACUGGGUGGUGGCGUCCAGCUCGCUGAGCCUGCCCCAGGUGAGCCAGGAGCAGGCCGGGACCUACGUGUGCCGGGCGCGGCACCCCGGCCUGCCCCACCUGGCGAGCAGCCGGGCCGUGCGGCUGGACGUGCAGGGGGCGCAGAGCAGCUACCGGCUGGAGCCGGGGCUGGGGCUGAGCACCCCCAUGCUGUUGCUGGCCGUGGGGCUGCCGGCCCUGCUGCUCCUGCUGCUGGUGGUGGGGCUGGGCGCCUUCGUUCUGCGGCACCGCGACGCCCCCAAGGUCCCGGCCAGGGAGGAGCCCGGCCAGCGCACCCCAAUCUACAAAGGCAGCCUGGAGUCGGUCCCCUCGGCCAUGGGGGACCAGCAGCCCCUGGUGCUGUGAGAUGGGACCUGCCUCCCACCCCAGGCAAAACCGCAACAGUCGUCACGGACGAGAUUCAGCCACUUCUAGAAUCAGCGGGGGGGCCGUUAUGGGGGGGCCGGAAAUUAUUGGGGGCUCAGCUGUGUUUUCUGAGGGGAGGCUUAUUAUGGGGCAGUUUCUAUACGUAGUUGAUGCAAAUAGAGCCAGUAUGGGGGGUGGGGAGCUACUUUGUGGGGGGGACUUGUAUCAUUCUUUUGGGUUGGGGGGGUGGAUCUUGGGGCGCUGGUUCCCCUGAGCUUGGGGGGACAGUUUGACCAGCCCAACUCCCCUUGCAGUUCAAGAGCCCCCCCUGGGUGAUCUAUUGGGGGGCUCUGAUUUUAGGGGGCUGGGAGCUUGGUUUUGGGGAUAUCGGCAUUCGAGGUGGGAGCCAACCCCGAGGUUUGUUAUGGGGGAGGGGGUUGUUCAUGGAACCCUCCCAAAAUGCAAACCUCCCUCCACCCCCAAAUUCACCCCUGCAGGGGUCACCAGAGACCCCCCCAAUCUCCAGAGGCCUGGAUCCCCACCCCUUAACAUCUAAACUGAUUUAAUUUGCUUUUUUAAUUGGGAGACUGUAAUCAAUGUGGUGGGGGAGGGGCUAGGGCAGCCUGAGGGGGGUCCCCCUAAACUGCCCCCCCCCAUGCUGAUUCCCUGCAAUCUGCUCUCAGCCCUUUAAUUUCAUCUCCUCUGUGUGUAAAUCCUUGCGGGGCCAGGGGCUGUCGUGUUGUUUUUGCGGGGGGGUUGAUUUCUUAUUGCUUAAAAUCUGGAGAUUGUAGUUCUGUGGGAGGCGCCCGGCCCUUUAAAUGGAGGGUGCGGGGGGGGGGCAUGGGCCAGCGCCCCCAGCUUGAACGUGAUUAAAAUGACACUUUAAAACUCUG